UUGGAGGGUUGAUGGCAGAGCGAGGGAGCUGGGGUCAUCCAGGGCCAGGCUCCACCUGCGACGCGCGUUGCUCAGCCCCGGACGGACGCGGGCGCCUCGCCAGGGGAGACGCGGGGGACUCGGGCGCGGCCCCUUUAAGGCCGCUCCUGCCCGCUGGGGGCGAUGAGGAGCCGCAGGGGCCGAGGAGCCAGGCGCAGCCUGACAGGUAGGCGGGGAGCCGGGCACGAUUCUUGCCGGGCCGGCGCUUGAUGGAGCCGCUGCAAUCCCGCGGCCUCGGGCUGGGGAUGGAGCGGGCGCAGCGGCAGGAGGCGGAGCCCCAGAACGGAUCCCAGCAUGGAGCUGACACAGCAGCCUGUGCCAGCUUUGCCCAUCCAAAUACACACCACUGGCAUCAGACCAGGGCUGGCUGGCUUCCCCUGAGAUGAUCUGAAGAGGAGCUGGAGAAGGAAGAGCUUGUUUAAGAUGACACGAACCGACCCACCUGACAUACUGGUGUCUACGGUGUAUCAAGACCUAGAGGUGACGUGCCCAGCACCCAGGGAUUCCAUCAUCUGCCAGCCACUGGCACAAUGUGACACCUUCAUGUCUGGAUCUCUGCCGCGUGACCUGCAGCCCUUCAACAAGCGCCACUGUAGGAGCUUUGACUUCCUUGAGCCGCUCGACGACCAGCUGGCCCCUGCUCCUGCUAUGGAGCGCCCCUGCCGGCACCCGGGCACCCCCGAGCCUUCCUCAGGCUCCGGAGGCAAGAAGGCUCCUCCCAGGUCGGACGUUCAGAACAGCAGGCCUCCCCCUCACGGGAGGGAAGGCCCCAAGGAGCCAUUGGCUCGGGCGGAGCCAAAGAGGCGAGCGAGGUCCAAGAGCGCCCCACGGGUGAAAUCCACCUUCACUCCCAUUCCCAUCCAGAUGUCGUCCUCGUCUCCCCCUGUGCCGGCCAGGCGGGGACGGGAGGCUCUGCGCCUCUCCAGGGAGCCUGCGAGGACAGAGAUGUCCCCGUGCAGGGGGAGCGGAUACGCGCCGAUGAAGGCCCCAAUGAACGAGGUGCACCCCAUCAAGCUGCAGCCCCAGCGGAGCAGCACCAGCCGCAUCUCCCCACUGUGUGUUAGCAGCAACUGCCCGGAGGAGGCCCCAGGUGGGAGGCCGGCCACAAGCCUGCAUGUCAAGUGCCGGAUGGACAUGAAGCCAGACGAGGCAGUGCUGGUGCACGCGGCACGCAGCCUGAAGGCCCAGAGCAGGAGGGAGGUGCCGUACUGGACCAGGCUGCCCUGCGCUAUCCGGAGCCUGACCAUCCCAAGCAGCAGGCAGGUGUCUGUGUCCCGCACUCCCACACCCAGCGACUCCUACAGCGGGGAGCACAGGCUGCCCUACUCCAACGAGUACUACGAAGGUGACCCCCGAGGCCGGGUUUACCAGGCCAUGCCCUGCCCGCAGGACUAUCCUGAGAGGGGCUGUAUGACCUUCUCCGCUCCAAAUGUGCCCACCAAGUUCUUCUACACAGAGGAGCCAGCUGGGUGCCCUGGCCCUGGCAUUCCACUGAAAAGCUCUGGCUACGAGGGGUGCCCUCGCCCAUACCCAGGGCGUCACCUCCCUCCACAGCCCUUCUACACAGAGGACCCAGCCAAAGGUAAUAUCCACACCAUCCCACCCAGGACUUUCUACGUGGAAGAAGCUCGGACCUACCCCAUCCAGGAAGCCCCUACCCACACCUUCUACAGAGAAGACCCUCAAUUCUAUGCCUCAAGGGGCAUGCCCACCAAACCCCUCUAUACAGAGGACCCCAGGGUAUACCCCGCUCUGAACACCUCCUCCCGGUUGUUCUACACUGAGGAUUAUGGCAAAUACCAUGAGAGAGAAUCCAUUUCACGGACGUACCCUCAUGCCCGUAGCACCCAGCCUUUGCAGUUCAGCGACUGGUACUGCCCAGACCGGGGUGCACUGCCCUACCAGACUUUGCAGAUGUCCCGCUUUGCACCUCAUCCCUCUGGGCAGGAGGCUUUGCUUUCCUCUUGGCAUGCCAGCUACAGCACCAACCAACCCCGCCUAGGCACAGACACCCGGCAUUACUCCAAAUCCUGGGACAACAUCCUGGCACCCAGUGUCCGCAGGGAGGACCCCAUGUUCCGCGGGCGCAGCUAUGAGAACCUGCUCGCCCGGGAGCAGCACCGUGCCUUAUCCCCUGAUGACCGGCGGCAGCCCGUGGUUAUCAACCUCUCCAGUUCCCCCAAGCGCUAUGCAGCGCUCUCCCUCUCGGAGAACUCCAUCAUGGAGAAGAUGCAGGCAGACGGUGGGCGGUGCCCCUUGGGCCGCUCCUGGUUUGUCACCCCAGAAAUCACCAUCACCGACAAUGACAUCAAAGCCAAUGGUCUGAGCAAGACCGAGAAGCGCUCGGCCAGCUGGGAUGUGCUGGAUUCCGGGCGGGAUGGGCAUCGCUCCCGCACCACACACUGCUACUCGGAUCCCAUUGCCAAAGAGAGCACCCAAAGCAGCUCCGCCCGCCAGCGCAGCCUGGAGCAGCUGGAUGAGCUGAUCACAGACCUGGUCAUCGAUUCCAAGCCCCCUCCCAACCGCCGCCCCAGCAACGGGGACAGCCUGACAGACCAGCUCAAGAGGCUGAUCGACAACGGGGCGCCCGGGCCCGCCAGGAAGCUGGAGGCCAGGAAGCCGCUGCCUUUAUUGGUGGGGGAGCCCAGGCCCACCAAGGAGCAGCCGGGCCCGAGUUCCUUCCACAGAGACGUACGCAAGGAGCAGGGUGGCCGCUCACUUGCCAUGUCUGUCUCCAGCAGCAGCUUUGAGAAGCAGCAGGAUGACUGCUCCCCAGAGCUGAGCGCGGAUGAGGACGACAUGAUGAUGUGCUCGAACGCCAAGUGCAGGCGCACGGAGACCAUGUUCAACGCCUGCCUCUACUUCAAGUCCUGCCACAGCUGCUAUACUUACUACUGCUCCCGGAGCUGCCGCCGCGAGGACUGGGACAUCCACAAGGAGAGCUGUGUCUACGGGCGUAUCGGGAGCAUCUGCCGGCACGCUCUGCAGUUCUGCCGGGAGAAUGCCGAGGUGCACAAGGCCUUCUCGCGCAUUGCCAAGGUGGGGUACCUGUCCCGGGGGCGAGGGGUGCUGUUCCUGGGCUUCCCCAGCUCAGGCUCAGCUGAGAACUUCCUCCAGUUUGGCUUGGAGAGCCUGCUGAUGUCCCCCACCUACCUGUCCCUGCGGGAGCUGGAGGGCUACGCAGAGAGCCUGGGGGAUUAUGCCCGGGAGUUGGGGGUGGCUGGCAUCCAGUAUGACCCUGAGGAAUGUUUCCUCUUGAAUGUAACAGUGGCUGUUGGACAAAAAGUGCCUGUGAGGCCAUCCCCCAAGGUCCAGGUGCCGACCGUCAGGAAAUACGCCAAGGUGGCCUUAGCCUCCUCCAGCCCCGAGAAGCAGAUCUUGAAGAAGGAGCGGGACAUGGAGACCUUGAUCCUGACCCCCCCGCCGGGUACGGCGGACAUCGACAAGGAGGGGGAGGAAGGGCGGAAGGCCCGGGAGGUCUGCUUCAUCAACAUCCAGCGGGAGCUGCGGAUCCGAGGCGUCUUCCUGCGCCAUGAGUUCCCCAAGAUCUACGAGCAGCUGUGCGACUUCGUGGAGAGUAACAAGAGGUUCACGCCCACCACCAUCUACCCCACUGACAGGCGGACCGGAAAGCAGUUCAUGUGUAUGAUCAUGGCCGCCUCUGAGCCACGGACCCUGGACUGGGUCGCCAGCCCCAACCUCCUGGACGACCUCAUGUGACCAGUGCUGCCGCGCCACACGGGCCUCCUCUUUAUUCCCCUUUGUAGACAGGUUACCACUGAGUGUUGCUGCCAUCUAGAGAGAUGGACCAGAACUACAUCCUUGGAUCCAAACAUCCUAUCUCUCUAACAGGGCAACCCAAGCCCCUGAUUCAAAGAUGGAGGUUCCAUGUGCAGAGCUGAAUGGAAACCUCCCCAGAUGACAGGGUGCUCAGGUGGGGCCCAUUAUAAAGAGACUUCCAGCUGUGCAUGCUGAUCCCUGGUUUUGGUUCACGCCCUUCUCCACUCUGAGUGCAUCAGUCUAGAAUUUCCUGGUGCAUGACUGUUGGUGACAACUUUGUUUCCUUGGUGACCAUGCACUAAUGUGAAUGCACCAGAGCCACGAGCAGUGAUUUUGGGCCUGCCCAGCAUCAAGGGAUCAAGUCAAAGACACCAGAAGUUAUUAACUAGCACUGGAAUGGAAAUCAACAGUUCCUAUGCCAGGCUGCCUGGGUCAGCCGGGGGUGUUCAUGCCACCAAGGGGAGGCAGCACCCUCAAAGACAGCACUGUUGUGGAUAGCUACCGCCCCACUGCACCAGCUAGAUAGUGCCCAUUAGCUGAGUAGAUGCAAGUUCUUCUUCUGGAAAGGCUGAAUAGUUGGGGCAAAAGUGAGGGACUCCUGCCUCUCAGCCAGCUAAGCUGAGUUCCUCCCCAGCAGCACUGCAGUCAGUGGGACUUCCUGCCUUUCAUCAUAAUGCCAGGUAGGCUUUUCUCCUCCCCACCAUCCCAGUCAUUGUAAGUUCCCUCCCGCAUUUCACCUGCAGAGCUGUGACUUCCUCCUAUUGUGGCAGCAGGGGAAACUGGGAGCACCUUUGUCCUGGUUUUGCAUUCCUUUGCACUCUCUGGGAUCCUGUCCAUGCUUUAACCAUGUUUCAUGGCCGAGAUCCAAACAGCUCCUCCAACUACACAGCUUCAAGGUAACGGUGGAUCCUGAUAGCUGCAGCCUCCUAAUCUAACAAACAAUAAAUAAAAAGACUGAAACUGCAUCUUCUCAGCUGGGAUCCCUGGAAGGUUUUACCUAAACGGGACAGAAUUCUUUGAUAAAUGCAUGUUCUGUUUAUUUCCUUUUUUAAGUUAUGCAUCAUAUUGAAGAGUCAGAUCACAUCUCCUCUUGUGCAGAGCAGAACUAGGUCUGUAUUUUCUCACGUUUCGUUGUAUCAUUCCUGCUGGUGUUCCACAGCAAAGUUUCUGAGGUAAACUUAUUAUGAGAGAUCUAUUUCCUUUGAAUAUCCAUAAAGUAUAACUUGAAUGUA
Caretta caretta (loggerhead turtle) is the source of this 5051-nucleotide messenger RNA. NCBI's taxonomy places the organism in Eukaryota, Metazoa, Chordata, Testudines, Cheloniidae. The record is from RefSeq and is a predicted model, not a curated record.